AACCAAUCCGCUCUAAAACGGAACCCAACGAAACCUCACCUUGGUUCCUGUCCGCGCCACAAGACCUUCAAUCACUUUAUAAAACCACUUUGACACCCUCCACUGUGUUCGUUCAUUACUAUUAUUCUCCUACCCGUCCUCUUCUGCGGUAUGGAUAGUGCAGGUAUGCCGUGGGAUCGACGACAAUCUUCUUCAGGCAGUGUGCCUACAACAACUUUACCUUCGCUGGCCAACAUCACCAAUGGCCCUACGGUCAGCAAACCUAAUUCAGUGCACGGUCACUCUCCUCCGUUAAACCAACAGUCUGGUGAUUUGAGAGAUUCGGGGAACUGGUCUAUGAAUUCUGCGCGAGCGAGCAAUAGUAAGUAUCUCUUACCAUCCUUUUUCUCGGGUUUUUUCUCGAGUUUUUCUUCUUUCUCUCUUGGAGCUCGUUUUGUCUAUCGAUGCGGUCAACCCUCUCCUAUCGCGGGGCUAAGGUGGUUCGUGCGCGACUGGAACAUAAUCAACACGGGUCGACACGCCAACACGCACAAGACACGAGCAACCCUCCCUUUAGCUACAAUCACUCUCCAACGAGCAGCACAUUUGCUGCCUCGACUACUAGCCUUCACACCACUCCGCCCGCAGGUGUAUACCAGGCAACCGACGUAUUACCAGCUCCGUCACCGUCAGCUUCUCGUCGAAGCAGCUUUGACAGUCGCCUGGGAAAUUUGAAUUUGUCGUCACCCGUUAACGGAACACCAGCUGUAAGCCAGGUCAGUCUCGCGAGCACACUGCAGCGUGAGAGGGGAAUACACAGCAAUUCGCCUGCAUCGCACCGUGCGGAAAAUGGCGACACCAAUGGUUCUUCAACCAGUGGUCCGUAUGGUGGGAUUGCUCGUAGGUAUACUUCGACCACGGAUUCCAGCAAUGGAUACACCCCAUCACACAAGUCGAACGGUCCGACAAGGGUAGCGCCUCCGAUUAUUGGGGCACCAAGGUUUCCGUAUAUCAAUGGACCCCACCCUCACCCUAAUGCGCCAUCUCCGACUAAGGGUUACCCAUAUGCAUUUCCCGACCCAGAUUUUGCCGGCCCCCCUUCGAGGAGCAGCCGAGACGGGAUACCCGGAAGGAACAGCACCAGCAGCCUGGUUGGGUCUACGGCAAGCAGCAUAUACAGUACUAAUUCUGGGUUGUUACAUCCUAAUCUUGCUGACAAUGGGAAUGGUAACUUUUCGGGAGGUCAGCAUGCCCAAGCCGCAAACGGGAACCAGCACCACCACCACCACCUGCAGACCAGGAAACCAAGUGCUGGAGCUAGCGGGGAUUCGGCAUCUCCUCCGGUCACCCCUUACUCUCGGACACCGGAGUUACGAGUAAGCCACAAGCUUGCAGAGAGGAAGCGGAGGAAGGAGAUGAAGGAUUUGUUUGACGAGCUGAGGGAUCAGUUGCCUGCCGAGAGGGGCGGGAAGAGUAGCAAAUGGGAGGUCUUGACCAAAGGUAGGUUACAAUUCUUGGCUAUUCAUGCUACUAUUCGAGGAUGCUCACGGGUUUAG
Messenger RNA from Tuber melanosporum (Perigord truffle), 1535 nucleotides. RefSeq lists its product as uncharacterized. The transcript has 2 exons. Lineage: Eukaryota; Fungi; Ascomycota; Pezizomycetes; Pezizales; Tuberaceae. Gene Ontology annotation, molecular function: DNA-binding transcription factor activity; protein dimerization activity. The coding region runs from base 444 to 1535 and encodes 363 amino acids. The record is from RefSeq and is a predicted model, not a curated record. Gene Ontology annotation, cellular component: RNA polymerase II transcription regulator complex. Gene Ontology annotation, biological process: positive regulation of transcription by RNA polymerase II.